UUUACGAGUGAUGGUCGACAUUUUUCUCUUAGUUCGUUGCGCUAUUUCCAAACUUUGUAAAUCAGAAACUAAGCUAUAUAUCUAAUUUAUUUCAGAAUUUAGCAUCUGGAGUUUAAUUUCUCAAGUGCAUAUCCAUCAUCUAGCAAGCAAUUUUCAGAGGUUCUAUAUCGGAUUUUGUUAGCGCGCACUCAUUAAUGCCACUCUCGGUAUAUCUCUGAUCCAUACCGGUUUUUGCUCGAGACAGAGGACCAUCAGAUACCGGAGGAGUUACCAUGGCAAUCAUCAAACAAUGUUGCUGUUGUAGCGUUAGGAGGGGAUCUAUAAUGACAGGAAUCUACGGAAUCCUCUACUCCAUCAUCAUCAUAGCACACACAGCCCUGCUGUUUAAGGCCUAUUCUGUAUGGGAUCUCAGAGGCAAAAUAGAACCACAUUUUGUGGUCAAGCAGUUUUAUAAAAUAGGGGAUAUAAUAAGUGAAAUCGAAGACCAAGACAAAACGGAAUUUUAUGGCAGGAUAUUUGCUCUAAUAUUUUUCAUCAUAUACCUGAUUGCAUCAGUCAUGCUGGUGUUUGCUGCAUGUAGGAAAAAUUUCUAG
This is a messenger RNA of Strongylocentrotus purpuratus (purple sea urchin), 593 nucleotides long. RefSeq lists its product as uncharacterized. Bases 273 to 593 code for a protein of 106 amino acids. The record is from RefSeq and is a predicted model, not a curated record. The transcript is spliced from 5 exons. Lineage: Eukaryota; Metazoa; Echinodermata; Echinoidea; Camarodonta; Strongylocentrotidae.